AUGGCGUUCAAAUUCUUCGCAGUAUGCACGUUGUUCGCGGUGGUAAACGCUGGACUAAAGCAACCGAUCACCCCCAUUUACCAUGCAGCACCGAUCAACUUCGCUGAACCUGCCUUGUUUAAGCCUCACCACCAGCCACAGCUGUACGCACAGCCUAGCUUGGUGGCACCGCAGCCCACCCUCGUCAAGUCAUACUCGCAGCCUGCCCUCGUGAAGAGCUACGUCCAGCCGACGACGGUAGUGAAAAGUUACUUACAGCCGUCCAUCGUGAAGAGCUAUGCGCAGCCGGCGGCCUAUGUGAAGCAGAUUGAGGAGUACGCCCCGGCUAACUACGAAUUCUCCUACUCCGUUCACGAUUCGCACACCGGCGAUGUCAAGAGCCAGCACGAGACGCGCCAUGGAGACCAAGUGCAGGGUCAGUACUCGCUGCUGGACUCCGAUGGCCACCACCGCAUCGUCGACUAUACCGCCGACGAUCACAACGGAUUCAACGCGGUUGUCCGUCGCGAACCCGCCAACGUGAAAGUGCUUCAGCCUGUGCAAAAGGUUAUUGCACAGCCGGCGUACGCUGGACACUACUGA
Anopheles cruzii is the source of this 582-nucleotide messenger RNA. Its product is annotated as cuticle protein 8-like. Bases 1 to 582 code for a protein of 193 amino acids. Lineage: Eukaryota; Metazoa; Arthropoda; Insecta; Diptera; Culicidae. Gene Ontology annotation, cellular component: extracellular matrix. The record is from RefSeq and is a predicted model, not a curated record. The transcript has 2 exons.